AUUCUUAUGACUAUUGAGGGUAAUGCUUUUUAAAAAGUAACAAAUCACUCCCAUAAUUACAAAAACAGCAACAAAAUAAUUGACCCACAAAAUACACGUUCAAAAAAAGAAAAUUCUUGGCUAGUGCAUUGUGGGUAAACCAAGAAAUGGCGUCGCAAGAUGCAUCGGUCACUGUUGCCACAAAGCAGGCUCUCCAGAAGGGCCACCGUUUUGGACCCUACAAAGGCAGAUUGAGGGCGGCAGACAUUGAUGACGAUGUCCCAUUUGGAGCAUGGAAGAUCUACCCGAAAGAUGAGAAUGACAAGACCUACAUCCUGUCCAGUCAGGACCCCACCCUCCCUCGCUGGCUGCACUGCAUCAAGAUCACCAAGGAGGAGGCUGAGUGUAACAUCACCCUGGUCCAAGUCGGCUUCAAAUUUUACUUUGAGAUGACCAAAGAUGUCUUGGAAGGCGUCGAGUACGCUCUCAGAGGACGGCGUUCUGAAAGACCAACGGAGGACACCGACGAGCCAGCAUGCCAACCCCCUCCCCCUGGCAAGAGACGAGGCAGGAAGCCCAGGAAAGAGUACACACCAGAGGAGCUGCAAGCCCUGGAAGAGCGGAAAAAGAAAGAGUUAGAAGAGCGUAUUCGCAGGACAUCCACCCGUGACCGCAGCCGGCGUUGUGUGGAGUGCGGGGAGAAAUUCACCUCGGGGGUUCUUUUCAUGAGGCACAGGGGGAAGUGUGGGGUCCUGAAAGAGGAAGACCUACUGACGGAAUCCUCUGAUGGUGAUGAGAAUACCGAUGAUGAACAGGAAAAGGAGCCAGACAACGAGGAAGGAAAGGAUGAAGAGAACGGAGACAGCAUGGAUGUGCCGGAGGAAGAAGAUGGGGCAGAAGGUGGAGAGGGCGAGGACGAGGAGAAUAUCACCCAGUUGGGAGAAGCCGUGGAUCAUCUCAUCGCUGGGAUGGAAGCCGAUGAAGGAGAGGAUGGCGAUCCCAGCGUCUUGGCUGAAAGCGGCCAGCAGGAUGCGCCAGUCAUCCCAAACCCUCUCCUGAGAGAGAUCGGUGAUGCUCCAGUGCCAUUAGCCGUUACUGUAGCAUCUCCUCUGCCUGUCAAGCGACCCCGCGGCCGUCCACGCAAAGACGGGCGGCCGCCCAUCCAGCGCAAGAAGCGUGGCCGGCGGAAGCGCCGCAAGCGGCGCCGGCGCUUUGACGACGAUGACGAUGAAGACCACCAGCCCAUUAUCAAACAGGUCAAGGACGAGUGCCUCCCAAGCCAGCCUGACCCGGAGCGGUUCCCCUUCACCUGCGAGACCUGCCAGAAGGUCUUCCCCACCAAGAGCUGGUUCGACUUCCACCUGGAGCAGCACGCCCAGCCCUCUCUAACCUACCUCGUCUGCAACCUGUGCGACAUGGCCUUCCGCUACCUGACGGAGCACACGUGGCACAUGGAGGAAAUUCACCAGCUGGGCAGGAGAGAUCAGGUGUUGUCUGAGAAAUUCCGGUGUGACACCUGCAAGAAGGCCUUCCGCUCACCCAUCCACUUGGAAAGGCACAGACGACGAGCAGCUGCUGAGGAGCCCUUGCCUAAGGGGCCGGUCCAAAUCAAGUGCAAAUUCUGUGAGAAGAGUUUCUCCAUAGAGCUCGGCCUGGAGAACCACACCGAGAAGUUCCAUCCGGAGCACCAGCGAUACCAGUGCACGGAGAACGACUGCCUGGUCACCUUCGCCACAAAAGAGGGAAGAGCCGAGCAUCUUGAGACUGAUCACAUGACCGACUCGCGGCAGAUCUACAAGUGUCCGGUGGACCAGUGCUACAAGGCCUACACGACGAUGGCCGCCCUGAACUACCACUACGAGCUGAGGCACACAGGGGCCAGUCGGCCCUUCCAGUGUGAAAUUUGCGGGAAGCGGUGGGUCAAGAUCGGCAAGCUUAGAGAACACUUGAAGACACACAGCACGGAGAAGAACGAGCUGUGCGACAUCUGCGGCCGAGCGUACAAGUCACGGCCGGAGCUCAAAGAUCAUCGCAUUGAGGCGCACACUGAAGGAGGGAAGAUAAAGCUCCAGUGCCGCUUCUGCCCGGCUCACUUCAGUCGGCGGAGCUCCCGCUCGUACCACGAGAAGCGCCACAAGAACGAUUUCCCCUACGCCUGCCCCAAGCCCGGAUGCAACAAACGCUUCAUCGCCGUCAUUGACUUCAAGCGCCAUCUGAUCUUUCACACAGGUGCCAAGCUCUACCGCUGCCGCUUCUGCGGCAACUGCUUCACUCGCAGCGACUACCUCAAGAGCCACGAGAAGAAGCACCAUCUGCGAGGGGAGAAACUGAUCCCAGGCCCGGCCAUCGAGGAGACAGUCACUAUAAAGGUUCCCUGGCCAAUGGAGAAAGGGGUCAAAGUUCACGGUCAGAACGUGGUGGUGAUCAUCGAGCCAGACCCAGCGUUGGCGGAGGGGCGUCUGACUGAGGAAGCCAUUUCAGCCUUGGAGUCGCUACAUGAAGGGGAGGGGAACCAGGCACCUGUACAGCUGACGACUGAUUCGUCGGGUCAACAUAUCAUCACCUCCAUCACAGAGGUAGCCACGCCCAGCACAGACAUCCUUCAUCAGGCUGCUGCAGAGGCAAUGCAGGAGACACCAGAGCAGCCUAUACAGCUCCUGCAGUUCCAGGCUAACUCCCAGCAGGCCAUCGACUACGUCCAGGGCAACUCGGCCAGUGCAGCCAUUCAGGAGGCCGUCUUCCAGGCCAUGAGCUCCCAGCAGCAGCAGCAACAACAGCAGCAGACGCAGGCUGUGCUGGAUGGAGGUGCCGGUGCUGGUGCCGAUGCCACGCACCAGAUCCUGCUGCAGACAGGCGAGGGGGAGGGAGAAGAGACGGCCGCCGCGGCGUUCCUGCAGCAGGCGCUGGGCGGCCAGACCCAGAUCCUGCAGACGGCCAACAGUGAGCAGGCUGCCCUGAUGCUGCAGCAGCUCGCUGCCAACGGCGCCCAGGUGGUGUUCCAGCCAGCGUCCGACACCAUCAGCAAUGGCACCACCACCAUGCAGGCCACACUUGAAAGCAAGAAUGGAGAGACCAGCAUUGUCAUGGUCAACCUGGGCCCCGACAUGAUGACAGAGGUCAACGGGUCAACAACCUCAACCAUCUCCAUCCCUGUCAUGACCUCUGAUCACAUGACCCCCACCACAGACAUGACGACCGAGGUUGACGGCACUGCAUCCGCCAUACCAAUCACUGUCACAGAUUCUGAACACAUGACCACCCCCAUAGUCGAGGGAGGGACUCCUGUGAUUGAAACCCACACCAUGGAGACUGCAGAUGCAGUAACCCAUGAAAUUGUGAACUCUGACCCUGCACAGGCCCUCACAAUGGAAGAAGUUAUUGCUGAGAAGGAUGUCCAGCAGGAGGAGGUUGCCAUGGACACAGAGAUGCAAGCCGUUACUCAGCAACUGCACCGAGGAGAGAUAAUCACAGCCGAAGAAGUUGUCGAAGUCUAAGUUUACACUAAGACAAUUUUCGUGGUCCUUCUCAAAUCAGUCUUGUAUGCUCAAUAGCAAUGAGGCCAGUGAAACCAAAUGCAUUCAGUGAGACAUUUUGUUUGUAGCCGUCGUUAUUCGUCUUGCAUGCAGACCAAAUAAUGAGACAUGAUAUUCCGAAACAUUCCAUACUGUUGGCAUUUGCCAAAAGGCAUUAAUUUGUUUUCUCUUUUGUGUUUUUGACGUUAUGACUUUGAAAUGACUUGCUGUUUGAUUUAAUACUGAAUGAAAGGUUUGUGCUAUGACUACAAAUAUCAGUUUGUUUUCAUUCUAUUAUGUUAUAUUAAUAAAAGCCCAGUAUAUUUUCAAGUGUAAAGGAACA
Molecule: messenger RNA, 3834 nt
Organism: Acanthaster planci (crown-of-thorns starfish)
Lineage: Eukaryota; Metazoa; Echinodermata; Asteroidea; Valvatida; Acanthasteridae
Biological process (GO): regulation of transcription by RNA polymerase II
Cellular component (GO): nucleus
Molecular function (GO): DNA-binding transcription activator activity, RNA polymerase II-specific; protein binding; RNA polymerase II cis-regulatory region sequence-specific DNA binding
Source: RefSeq, a predicted model, not a curated record